Messenger RNA from Guyanagaster necrorhizus, 673 nucleotides. RefSeq names its product RNP containing family member. Gene Ontology annotation, biological process: RNA processing. The transcript is spliced from 5 exons. The record is from RefSeq and is a predicted model, not a curated record. NCBI's taxonomy places the organism in Eukaryota, Fungi, Basidiomycota, Agaricomycetes, Agaricales, Physalacriaceae. Gene Ontology annotation, cellular component: cytoplasm; nucleus. Gene Ontology annotation, molecular function: mRNA binding. The coding region runs from base 1 to 486 and encodes 161 amino acids.
AUGUCCGACGAUGAAAUGAAUAUUGACGAGGUUGCUGCAGGAGGAGCCGUUAGGAGGAGAGGUCGUGGCUUCCAAAACACAGGCAGCAACGAGGGCACGGUGACUGCUGAACCCACAUAUGACCGAGUCGAAUCCAAAGAUUCCGAUACAAGGGCCGCGCGCUCGGUUGAAGGCUGGAUUGUUCUGGUGACAAACGUACAUGAGGAAGCGACGGAAGAGGAUGUUACCGACAAGUUCGCAGAGUUCGGAGAGAUCAAAAACCUGCACCUCAACUUAGAUAGGCGGACGGGAUAUGUCAAGGGAUAUGCAUUGGUGGAAUAUGAGACGAUGGCUGAAGCGCAGGCGGCUAUCGAUGGUGCAUCUGGUACCACACUGCUGGAACAGACAAUACAUUGCGACUUUGCAUUCGUUCGACCUCCCCCCUCCGGUCCAAAAAAAGGCAGAGGUCCUCGUGGACGCAGCGCAAGUCCAAACAGAAGGCGAUGAUCACGUAUUUUUGUAGUAUUUUUUAUUUCUCCGCCUUGUACAUCAAUAUAUUGCCUGUUGCUGAGCUGCUAUCGGAGUGCUUUUUGUUCAUAGCCCCCUACAGUGGACUAGCAAAGCAGCAACGCUAAAGUUAUUCGCUCAGGUUGGCCAUGCCGGCCGUUGUUAUUUCCCACGGUAUCUCUUCAAC